Messenger RNA from Morchella importuna, 369 nucleotides. RefSeq lists its product as uncharacterized. Lineage: Eukaryota; Fungi; Ascomycota; Pezizomycetes; Pezizales; Morchellaceae. Bases 1 to 369 code for a protein of 122 amino acids. The record is from RefSeq and is a predicted model, not a curated record. The transcript is spliced from 2 exons.
AUGCCUUAUAUCAGGAGCCCAAUCGAAUUGAGAUCGGUCACAGCUCAUAUGUUGCAAGGCGCAGAUCUCAUUGCCAUGAACCUGAGAGACCUGCUCGAAAGUGUUGAAAGAAUGCUUUUUAACAAUUAUGACCACUUCCGUAAUCCGUUAACUAAGCAUAUGGCACUAUCCUCGCACGAGCUACUUGAGCUCUAUUUCAGUAUUCACGAAGCUCUGGUCUCUGUUCGCCAGAUUAUCGAAGCUCAUCGCUCCCAGCUAAGGCUCGUUGACCACUUCCUUGAAGGUUUGAUGUGGCCAGGGUGUGAGAGCGAUGAGGUUUCUGAAUUUUAUGACGUUUUUGGUGAAGAUGGGGAUGAGGUAGGAAAUUAG